Molecule: messenger RNA, 1540 nt
Organism: Myotis brandtii (Brandt's bat)
Lineage: Eukaryota; Metazoa; Chordata; Mammalia; Chiroptera; Vespertilionidae
Gene: UCP2
Product: uncoupling protein 2 (mitochondrial, proton carrier)
Exons: 8
Coding region: 292-1221 (309 amino acids)
Biological process (GO): response to cold; mitochondrial transport; mitochondrial transmembrane transport
Cellular component (GO): mitochondrial membrane
Molecular function (GO): oxidative phosphorylation uncoupler activity
Source: RefSeq, a predicted model, not a curated record
CCCGCACGUUCGUCUCGUGUUCUCCCUGCGGCCCGGACACAUAGUAUGACCUUUAGGUGUUUCGUCUCCCGGCCAUUUUCUAUGGGAAACCAACAGGACCGGACCAUGAAAGCUACUGGCAGCUUUGAAGAAUGGGACGCCUUUAGAGAAGCUUGAUCUUGGAGGCCUCUGCGUGAGACCUUACAGAGCCGGAUUCCGGCAGAGUUCCUCUAUCUCGUCUUGUUGCUGGUUGAAGGUGCCCCCUUCUCCAACUUUUCUUCAUCUCCUGGAAGACAGCAGAAAAUUGGCAUCAUGGUUGGGUUUAAGGCCACAGAUGUGCCCCCUACUGCCACUGUGAAGUUCCUGGGGGCUGGCACAGCUGCCUGCAUUGCAGAUCUCAUCACCUUUCCCCUGGAUACCGCUAAAGUCCGGCUGCAGAUCCAAGGAGAAAAGCAGGGGGCAGUGCGAGCUGCAGCCAGUGUCCAGUACCGCGGCGUGCUGGGCACCAUCCUGACCAUGGCGCGCACCGAGGGUCCCCGCAGCCUCUAUAACGGGCUAGUCGCCGGCCUGCAGCGCCAGAUGAGCUUUGCAUCUGUCCGCAUUGGCCUCUACGACUCUGUCAAGCAGUUCUACACCAAGGGCUCUGAGCAUGCCGGCAUCGGGAGCCGCCUCCUGGCAGGCAGCACCACGGGUGCCCUGGCUGUGGCUGUGGCCCAGCCCACGGAUGUGGUAAAGGUCCGGUUCCAGGCUCAGGCCCGGGCUGGAGGUGGCCAGAGAUAUCAAAGUACUGUUGAUGCCUACAAGACCAUUGCCCGAGAGGAAGGGUUCCGGGGACUCUGGAAAGGGACCUCUCCCAAUAUUGCCCGUAAUGCUAUUGUGAACUGUGCUGAAUUGGUGACCUACGACCUAAUCAAGGAUGCCCUCCUGAAAGCCAACCUCAUGACAGAUGACCUUCCUUGCCACUUCACUUCUGCCUUCGGGGCAGGUUUCUGCACCACCAUCGUUGCCUCCCCUGUCGACGUAGUCAAGACGAGAUAUAUGAACUCUGCCCUUGGCCAGUACAGCAGCGCUGGCCAAUGUGCCCUCACCAUGCUCCAGAAGGAGGGUCCCCGAGCCUUCUACAAAGGGUUCAUGCCUUCCUUCCUCCGUUUGGGUUCCUGGAACGUGGUGAUGUUUGUCACCUAUGAGCAGCUGAAACGGGCCCUCAUGGCUGCCUGCACUUCCCGGGAGGCUCCCUUUUGAGCCUCUCCUGCUGCCAACCUGACCACCUCUGGCUUGGCUUCAGCUCCAGCCAGGCCCUCCUUUUCCUCUUCCCCUCCUUCCCUUCCCUCACUCCCCACCCCUUCCUUCUCCCAUUUCUACCAUCUCCCUUCCCUCUCCCCACAUUUUCACCUCUCCUCCCUACCUCAUCUCCCCAUUGCCUCUCAGUCCUGAUGGAAUUGACCCCAGUUGUCACCUACCAGGAUCCCAAGCCCCUCAGACCCUUGAGAAGUUCAGCCCAUCUCUUUAUCUUGUUCCCAAGCUAAGCCAGCACGUCAUCCAUAAAACAAGCUCAAUCUUG